Messenger RNA from Malaclemys terrapin pileata, 14316 nucleotides. RefSeq names its product leucine rich repeat containing 7 (gene LRRC7). Gene Ontology annotation, cellular component: postsynaptic density; adherens junction; postsynaptic membrane. The transcript has 26 exons. The record is from RefSeq and is a predicted model, not a curated record. Gene Ontology annotation, molecular function: protein binding. Gene Ontology annotation, biological process: neurotransmitter receptor transport, endosome to postsynaptic membrane; neurotransmitter receptor transport postsynaptic membrane to endosome. Bases 590 to 4972 code for a protein of 1460 amino acids. NCBI's taxonomy places the organism in Eukaryota, Metazoa, Chordata, Testudines, Emydidae.
CCUGGCAGGAGGCUGCUGUCGCUGCCGCCCGUGCACCUCCUGCGCCGGAGAGCUGGCUCUGGGCACUGCUCCCUGCUGCUUUGCCCGCUCCUCCCGGGCUCUGCCGGGCGCAGGGUCCCGCAGCCCGCCUGCCAAGGGAAGCGCGCUGCACCGUACACGGUGGUUUCCUAUCGAUGUGGUUUUGCUGCUCCCUGUGAACCGCCCGCCAGAGUCUGUCGGUGUCCAGCCGCGGUGCCCCCCGAGGGCGUUACGAGAAGGGGGGGGGACAGGUUGGCGAGCUUGGCGGGAGUAGCCACAUGCAUCUCCUCGUCCGCAAUGACUGCACCUGCGAGUGGAUGAAGCUGCUGCACUGAGGAGGGCCGAGAAAGACACGCAGCGGCUCCAGGGGUCCUGAUCAUCUUGCGGGUCUCAGCCUCCCCCCGCCUUAACCUCCCAAACCUGCUCCAUGCGGGAGCCGAAGAGGAUCUCCCCGCACGCCCUUGUGGAGGCCCACUUCUGCACCCCCCACUGACAGGAACGCACUACGUGAAAAAACCUUGAGUCAAAAUGAUCGCUACCUAGACGUCUGCAGCUACAGGAACUAUUAGCAAUGCAGUGUUUGGAGAUGACAACCAAAAGGAAAAUUAUUGGCCGUCUGGUGCCAUGCCGAUGUUUCCGGGGUGAAGAGGAAAUCAUCUCAGUGCUAGAUUACUCCCAUUGCAGCUUACAGCAGGUGCCAAAGGAGGUUUUUAAUUUAGAACGGACAUUAGAGGAGCUUUACCUAGAUGCCAAUCAAAUUGAAGAUCUACCUAAGCAAUUGUUCAACUGUCAAGCUCUACGCAAACUGAGUAUACCAGACAACGACCUUUCAAGCCUGCCAACCACUAUUGCUAGUUUAGUUAAUCUCAAGGAACUUGACAUCAGUAAAAAUGGGAUUCAAGAUUUUCCAGAAACUAUAAAGUGCUGUAAGUGUUUAACAAUUAUUGAAGCCAGUGUCAAUCCAAUUUCUAAGCUGCCAGAUGGUUUCACACAGCUUCUAAACUUGACCCAGCUCUACCUAAAUGAUGCCUUUCUGGAGUUUCUUCCAGCUAACUUUGGAAGACUUGUCAAAUUGCGUAUCUUGGAGUUAAGAGAAAAUCAUUUGAAAACUCUACCAAAGUCAAUGCACAAACUGACACAGCUGGAGAGGCUUGACCUAGGCAAUAAUGAGUUCUCUGAGCUGCCUGAGGUUCUGGAACAAAUACAAAACCUAAAGGAAUUGUGGAUGGACAAUAAUUCACUUCAGAUGCUGCCUGGGUCUAUAGGGAAGUUAAAGCAGUUGGUGUACCUGGAUAUGUCAAAAAACAGGAUAGAAACUGUUGACUUGGAUGUAUCAGGAUGUGAAGCACUUGAAGAUCUCCUAUUGUCAUCCAAUAUGUUACAACAACUGCCAGAUUCUCUAGGAUUGUUGAAAAGGCUUACAACUCUAAAAGUAGAUGACAAUCAGCUUACAGUACUGCCCAAUGCAAUUGGAAAUUUAUCUCUAUUAGAAGAAUUUGACUGCAGCUGUAAUGAACUGGAGUCCCUACCUUCUACCAUUGGUUACCUUCAUAGCCUGCGAACAUUAGCUGUGGAUGAGAAUUUCCUGUCUGAAUUGCCUAGAGAAAUUGGAAGCUGUAAGAAUGUAACAGUUAUGUCCCUGCGCUCUAACAAGCUAGAAUUUCUUCCUGAUGAGAUUGGUCAGAUGCAGAAGCUGAGAGUGUUAAAUCUGAGUGAUAACAGACUGAAGAAUUUACCAUUCACUUUUACUAAGCUUAAAGAACUUGCAGCUUUGUGGCUGUCUGACAACCAGUCCAAAGCCCUUAUCCCUCUGCAAACUGAGGCUCAUCCAGAAACAAAGCAAAGAGUACUGACUAACUACAUGUUUCCUCAGCAACCCCGUGGUGAUGAAGAUUUCCAGUCAGACAGCGAUAGCUUUAACCCUACUUUAUGGGAGGAGCAGCGACAGCAGCGGAUGACUGUAGCCUUUGAAUUUGAAGAAAAAAAGGAAGAGGAGGAAAAUGCAGGAAAAGUUAAGGUUGAAAUAAAUCUAAAGCGUUAUCCAACUCCAUACCCAGAAGAUUUAAAGAACAUGGUAAAAUCUGUUCAAAAUCUGGUGGGCAAAACAAGCCAUGGAGUGAGGCCUGAGAACUCAACCCCAGCUGCCAACAAUGAGCAAACUAUGAAAGAAAAGUAUGAGCACAAGUGGCCUAUGGCAACAAAGGAGAUUUCAGUGGAGGAUUCCUUUGGACACCCUGCUAAUGACAUGAGGAUAGGAGAACUUCGCCCUUCAAUGGCUGAGGCUCCCUUGUACCAACCCAAACUUGUUCUUCUGGGUAAAGAAAAGAAAGAAUCAACAGACGAAUCUGAAGCAGAUAAAAUCCACUGUCUCAAUAACAGUGUUUCCUCAGGCACUUACUCAGACUACUCACCUUCCCAAGCUUCCUCAGGGUCCUCUAAUGCUCGUGUUAAAAUGGGGUCCUUGCAAACAACUGCCAAAGAAGCAGUGAAUAAUUCUUUGUGGGGUAACAGGCUUGCGCAGUCUUUUCCACAGCCUCUUGAGACAAAGCCAUUACUCAGCCAGCUAGAAUCUGCUCCAGUGGGAAAUCUGCAGCAGCGCAAUGACAGGCAUCCAAUGAGUGACACUUUUGCUGACAGCUGGAAUGAUACCCCACACUAUGAUAACACAGGGUUUGUUGCAGAGGAGAGCACAGUGGAGAAUCCUAGCACUAACCCUCUCUUAUGCUCUAAAUCUAGAAGCACAUCUGCUCAUGGACGCAGGCCUUUAAUUAGACAAGACAGGAUAGUUGGCAUUCCCCUGGAACUUGAACAGCCUACACACAGAAACACACCUGAAUCAGAAGUGCCUCCUCCCAAUCCUUGGCAGAAUUGGACCAGAACUCCAAGUCCUUUUGAAGAUAGGACAGCUUUUCCUUCUAAAUUGGAGAGCACCCCCACCACCAGCCCUUUGCCUGAAAGGAAAGAUCAUAUCAAAGAAUCUCCUGAAGCAGCUAGCACUUUUUCUCCAGGAGUAGCGUGGGAGUAUCAUGAUUCAAAUGCUAACAGAAGUCUUAGUAAUGUCUUUUCACAUAUUCAUUGCCGUCCAGAGUCUUCUAAAAGUGUUAUUGCAAUGAGCAAGAGUACAGAGAGGCUUUCCCCAAUGAUGAGAGAUUUAAAAACUAGUAAAUUUAAGAAGUCGCAAAGUAUUGAUGAGAUAGACAUCGGUACAUAUAAAGUUUAUAAUAUUCCAUUAGAAAACUAUGCAUCCCGUAAUGACAAUGCAGGAACCCAUGAAAGACUAGAUAAAAUGAUAGGACAGGAGCAUGGUAUGUCUAGUAUGUCUCGUAGCCAAUCUGUACCAAUGCUAGAUGAUGAGUUGCUGAGUUAUGGAAGUGUUAAGGUACAGCAGCAGCAAAAGCCUUCUGUUACCAAAAAAGUCUAUCAGUUUGACCAAAGCUUCAAUCCUCAAGGAGCAGUGGAAGUUAAAGCAGAAAAGAGGAUACCACCACCUUUUCAACACAAUCCAGAAUAUGUUCCCCAGCAGAGUAAAAACAUUGCCAAGGAUUUGGUUAGUCCAAGAGCCUAUAGAGGCUAUCCCCCCAUAGAGCAUAUGUUUUCAUUCUCUCAGCCUUCAGUUAAUGAGGAGGCUGUUAAUGCUCAGUUCUCAACCCAGGGAUCAAGGUCAGGAUUUUUGAGAAGAGCUGAUUCAUUGGCAAGCUCCACUGAAAUGUCAAUGUAUAGAAGAGUAAGCGAACCUCACGAACUGCCUCAGAGUGAUAGGUAUAGCAGACCUCAGUAUAGAGCAGCUAUGGAACGCCAAAGCAGUAUCUCAGUGUCUGAAACCCAGUUCCUCAAAAGAAAUGGCAGGUAUGAAGAUGAACACCCUUCAUAUCAAGAAGUGAAAGCCCAGUCUGGAAGUUUUCCAGUUAAAAACCUUACGCAAAGGAGGCCAUUGUCUGCAAGAAGCUACAGUACAGAGAGUUAUGGUACAUCUCAGACUAGGCCAGUUUCAGCUCGGCCUACAAUGGCAGCUCUGUUGGAAAAGAUACCAUCGGACUAUAACUUGGGUAACUAUGGUGACAAGCCUUCAGAUAACAGUGAUGUAAAGACAAGGCCUACCCCUGUGAAGGGAAAUGAGAGCUGUGGUAAAAUGCCUGCAGACUGGAGACAACAGCUACUUAGACAUAUAGAAGCUAGAAGGUUAGACAGGACCGCUGCUUACAAACACCACACUGUUAACCUUGGCAUGCUGCACUCUGGAGGUUUGUCAGCAAUGCAUGCAGGCAGAAGCAUGACUUUAAACUUGCAGACUAGAUCUAAAUUUGAAAACCAAAUUCAGCAAGAGCUACCUCUACCAAAAACCCCAUCACAGCAGAGUAACAUUCUAGACAAUGGACAAGAAGAUGUUUCUGCUAGUAGCCAAUGGAAUCCAUAUCCACUUGGAAGGCGGGAUGUGCCACCAGAAACCAUUACUAAAAAGGCAGGUAGCCAUAUCCAGACUUUGAUGGGAUCUCAAAGCCUACAACAUCGGAGUCGAGAGCAGCAAUAUGAAGGAAACAUGAAUAAAGUGACCAUUCAGCAGUUUCAGUCACCACUGCCAAUUCAGAUCCCUUCUUCGCAGAGCUCUCGGGCACCUCAGGCGGGACGGUGCUUAAUCCAAACCAAAGGGCAGAGGAGUAUGGAUGGUUAUCAGGAGCAGUUUUGUGUGAGAAUAGAAAAGAAUCCUGGCCUUGGAUUUAGUAUCAGUGGUGGAAUAAGUGGACAAGGAAAUCCAUUCAAACCUUCAGAUAAGGGUAUCUUUGUUACUAGGGUUCAGCCUGAUGGACCAGCAUCCAGCCUGCUCCAGCCUGGUGAUAAGAUCCUUAAGGCAAAUGGACACAGUUUUGUACAUAUGGAACAUGAGAAAGCUGUAUUACUACUGAAGAGUUUCCAGAAUACAGUAGACCUAGUUAUUCAACGUGAGCUUACUGUCUAAGUAUUUUUUAUAAAUAGUAAACAUAUGUCUAGCCAGAUCUAACGUUCAAACAGAAAUUUAUACAUAGGAAACAAAUUUUGCCAAUUGCUGGACCAAUGGCAAACAUUAGUGCCAAAUGUAUAAUACUAUAUGUUAGUACUGCGCCUCUUAAAAAAUGUUAACUAUAUAAAUAUGAUGUUCAUGUGGUUAUGUAUUAGUUUUAAUUGUCAGCCUCUGGCUGUGCAUUGGUGCAGUUUCUUUUUUAAUCAAGUUACUUCUCAAAGUGGAUUUCAUAAACUUCAGAACACAGAAGCACACAAAAGCUCUUUAUGAAUUCUGCUGUCCAUCAAAAAUACUGCCUCAAAGUUGUAUAUAUCUUUAUAAAGAAAAACAUAUAUUGAGUUGUAAUUCCCAUAAAAUAUUUCUAUCACCAGUGCUAUACUAAAAGAAAGAUUAUAGAGAAAAAAUAUUUUCAUAGACACCACUAAGAAAGUAAAUAUUAAAUUUGAACUUUAGUAUGUUGAUUUUUUCAAUGCAAAUAUAUAUAUGCCUUAUAGAAGUAACUGUACAAGUACAGUGUUUAGUGCUGAGUCCAUACUAAUUAGCUGAAUUAUUGCAAUACAGGGUGAAAUACUUCAUAAAUUAUACUUUCAAGCCUGGGACCUAAACAUAAUAGUCUAGGCAAAAUUAAUUGCUUUUGUCUGAUCCUUUUAGCUGAUUACAUGUAAGCUUGUAAAACAGACAUAAUUUUAGAUAGUGUUGUUCCUCAAAUAAAAGCAGUGAGUAGUGGUUGGCAGGAAAAACUAAUGCUUUAUUUUUGUGAAUUUUUUAAUUUAUUUAAAAUUAUAGAGCCCUUUCAAUAAACUUUGAUUCCCAAUUCUCCCACCGGACUAUAAUACCCCUGAGUAAGGAGGGCCAAAUCUAGCCCUUUGUGGGCAGCAGUCCCAUUGAAAUAAGUGGGACUACGCAGGUACAAUGCAUCGCUAGUAAGACUAGAUGACAUUUAAAAUAUUUUCUCUCUGAGGUGUGCUAUAUAAAUACCAGUAGGUAAAUCUCAGUGCAGUUCUAAGGGGACAGGAAUAGAUACAGCACAAAACUACAUUACAUUGGUGUUAUUUCAGUAAUCCAAGUUUUAGUAAUUCCUACAGCUGACAGCAUGGAAAAUCAAUUUCUGUGCCAUGGAUAAGUCUACGUAUAUUGGGUAAAUCCUGUUUCCAUUGAAGUCAAUGGUAAAAAAUUGUGACUGCUAAUGAGAGUUUUUGAUGGAAAUAAAUUGAGUAUUCCGAAUUGGUUUUAUUAAAUUUGAACAUUUUUAAAAAACACAAAUCACCUAAAUUGUGACUAUUGUAGAUUUUAAAGGUUACUAUCAAGAACUUUUUAGUUAAUGUGAGGUGUUUCUCUAUUGCGUAUGUAAUGCUGACAGACCCUGGUUGGCAACAGGCAGGACUGAACAGGGGACCUCUGGAGCUUAGUGCAUAGCCAAUGCUGUAGAGCUGACUCAAUCUCUCGCUCUGAGUGGUCUUGCUGCCACUAGAUGGGACAGAACAUCUCCCCCAAGAGGUGUGGGGGUUAUACUCACACUAACUAAAGUUUUCCCUCUCCCCUCUGAUUAAUUUACAUAUUAAUUAGUUUAAUUAAAAUAUAUAAUUAAACUUUUUUUUUUAAAGUCAGUUUAUGUAAUGUUCUGUCUAUUAUAUGGUCUUCUGUUGCUCAUUAGAUGUCUGAGGUGGGGCUUGUUCCCUCAUGAAUGUUUUGAAUUGUCUUAUUUGGAUUGCAUUUAUUUUCAGCUGGCAUCUGGCAGCUGUUGCAAUGUGACAAUACAGCUGGAGAUUUGGUCAGUCAGCUUCAUCACAAUGACAAAUUGUGGUUCUAAAGCAACUGGGAACUUUGGGUGCAUAGGAAUGCAGGGUUAGGGCUUUUGUUUGUAUUUACACGUUUCCUGGUUUUAAAAUGGUGACUGUUCACAUCCCCUUUAUUAUUUGCUUUCCACAAACAUGAAUGAUUACACGUUUUACUGCAAAACUGGAAAGUUUAUUCCAAACCUGCACGUGUAAGUUCUCACAGAAAACAAAUGUUCAUUUUGUACAAGUCCUCAUACUGGAAGUGCUGCUGCACUCAUCCAUUCAGGAGGCAGAAAUACCACCAUGUAACUUAUCUGACUACAACUGAUCCAUACCAGCUCUAAUUUUAAAUAUUUACACCCAAAUAGUUUGAAUUUAGUUAUUCUUUCACCUAAGAGUACAGAGGAGAUUUCAAAUUCCUCUAUUCCAAGAUAUUCAGCAAAUAAAUUCAAAUGAGUUAUUCAGUUAUUUGUGUCAGCCUGGGGUGCAGGAAUGCAGUAUCUUUAACGAUGUACAGACGCUCCCUGGGUUACGCAAACCCGCAUUUACGGAAAAAGUUCCUUAAGGGGUUUUUUGUUUUGUUUUUGCGUAAUUGUCAGGUAUAUGUCCUCAACUUACGCAAAAUUCGACUUACGCAAGCAGAGCCAUAACUAGGGAUUUUUGCCCCCGAGGCAAAGGACGGGGCGGCACGUCCAGCUCUUCGGCAGCGGGUCCCUCUCGGAGGGAAGGACUUGCCCCCGAAGGAGAGACUUUCUGUGCCCCUCACCUUCCGCCUCACUCGCCUCGCCCUCCUUAUGGCACUGUAUGCAAGGUGUUCCAGAACGGAACGCUUGCGUAAGUCGGGGAGCGUCUGUAACAGCAGCAGAAUUGCAAAGGCCAUUAUUCAAAUUGUCAGCAUCAUCAGCUAUCCCUUUCGUAAUAAAACAGUCAAGAGAUGCUCACAUCCAUUCUUUACAUGCAGAAAUUCACUCAAUGUAAACACACUAAAUGUAAUACAUUCUGUGGGAAUUUCACUAAUUUAUUUGCAUAGCUCAAACAUAUCCCUUGACUUCCCUUGGCAAGAAAACUGAGUAAAUAAAAAAUUAGUUUUGAGUCAUGUUGUAACAUUGCCUACUACAUCCCUCUCCUAAGCAAAACUAGAAGACAGAAUCCUGAAGCAUGUUACAAAAUUAAAUAUUUUAUUUAUAUAGCACCAAGAUGUGGUAGGCUUUUUUACAGAGACAAGUGGGAUGACGAGGGUUCUGCUCUAGGGAGCCUACAAACUACAUAGACAACAUAUUGAAGAAAGAUGUAAUAUAACAAAAGCCAAGUGAUCUUUUUUCAGAGUAGCAGCCGUGUUAGUCUGUUGUGUCACAUUUUGUUCUGAUGGAUUUUUGAUUACGUACACUUAUUAUGCCAGUGUGGUUUGUAAGCCUGAGUGUUACAAGAUACAAGUAGUUUUUUUAUUCUCCCUACCUCUCCUCCAGCUCUUUCUUGUCCAUUAUAUAGUCAGCUGUAGACUUGGAGACUUUAAACUUCCCCCUUAAUUAAUGAAGUCUUUGUUGGGAAUAAAACCAGACAUUCCAGUGGAACCUCUGUCACAUUUAAGGCCUGAUGCUGCAGAUUUUGGAGUCAACGGAAGCUUGGCUAAGUAAAAGAGCUUCUCCUGGUAAGUGAGCAGGAGUUCAGGCUUUUCGUUCAGACAGUAGUUGAGCUUCAAGAUGCGUCUUCCCCACCCCAAUCUCCCAAAAAGCAAGCAUGAUUCUCUUUGUACUUUGUUGUAUUUAUAUACAAAUUGACAGAGGGAAUGCUCAUAUUUUGAGCAAUGAAGGAAGUGUUCAUUGUGGCUAAUUAGUAUGUGGUGUUCUUGUUUUGAUGUAACACACUUGUCUUUUCUGGAGCGAUUCAAUAAAUGCAAUUAGGAAGUCACAUAUUAUGUGCAUGGAUACCUUGGUUCAGCUAUCUUGUUAAACUUGAGAUUCUAGGGCAGGUACUGGCAGCAGAUGAAUAGCAUAUAUAUGAUGUGGCACCCUGGAGUAUAUUGCAUAGAUGUGGUUAUUUUCAUGUUUCGUCAGUGAGUUCUGAGGCAGGCAGCUGUGAUCUCAAAAUUGCAUAUAGGUUCCUGGGUCCAGGCUAUUAGCUAGUACACACUACACCAUGUGCUUUCAUAUCAAGUACACAAUACCUAAAGCUCAGGAAUUUUUUUUUGUAGCUACUAAAGAGAAUUUUUGACAAUGACUUAAACAUGGUGUUUUAGAAAUAAAACCAGAAACUCCAAAUUGCCUUUGGAACUUCUACCCUUUUCAAUUUCCAGCUUCCUGUCGGCUUUCAGCUGUGCUAAAUUUGUUCCCAUGGUAACAUUUCUGCUAGCAGUAAAACUGUGACACUGCUUUUUAGGUUUCUGCACAACAAAGCUCAUCUAGUGCUACUCAAGUAAAGGUUAGAUUAAAAGUGCAGGGCAUUGCUACAAUUCCCUUGUUCUGGUUUUACAGCAGCUGUUAAGGAACACAGAAUGGUUACUAUCACAGCUCACAUGGCAAGUCACUGUACAGAAAUUAGAACUUAUCAGGGUUUCAACUCCCAAGCACCACUAUGAAAAUGUAUAACAAAAGUAUCAACUGUAUCUUAGCCAAACGUGUAUUAGGCUAGGUCUACACUAUCCGCCUGAAUUGGCGGGUAGAAAUCGAUCUCUCGGGGAUCGAAUUAUCGCGUCUCGUUGGGACGCGACAAUCGAUCCCCGAAUCGACGCUCUUACUCUACCAAUGGAGGUGGGAGUAAGCGCUGUUGAUGGGGAGCUGUGGAGGUCGAUUUUGCCGCCGUCCUCACAGUCGGGUAAGUCAGCUCCGAUAGGUCGAAUUCAGCUACGCUAUUCGCGUAGCUGAAUUUGCGUAUAUUAAAUCGACCCCCCCUGUAGUGAAGGCCUGCCCUUAGCCAAUGCAACAGUAACUCCCCAAUCAACCAUAUUUCCAGAUAGUCAUAUAAAAUAGGGCACAACCCACUUUUGUGUUUCCAGUUUUAUACGGAACUCCCUAUCCAGAUUUUUGGAGUAUGGGUUAGUUUCUCUAAGCUUGUUCUGAGCCUAAAGCGCUUUUCCCCAGUUGCAUCCCACUGGUUGAUGCCACAGCUGGAAUUGAGUACUAGCCAACAACCUCUGGCCACAGGUCAUUCUCAGAAUGGGAGAAAUAUCUAAAGAGACAAGACCCCAGGAGACUCAAUUCAUUUCCUAAAGAAGUCUCCAGUCUCAAUAACAAUUCUUUACCCAUUCUGUUUUUUAUUGUAAUUAAAAAAUUUUAAAUUUCAAGUAUAUUUUCAUUCACUGAAAUGUAUUUUCUAACAAGCCAGAUUUGUAAAAAUAUAUCUGUCCCUUUAUUCAUCACGAUCCUGCUCCUUUGUGCAAUUAUAUUACAGCCUGAGCUACUGCGAGACUACUCAAACUAUGACUAAGGCGGCUUCUAUUUAUACACAGGAACAAUUUUAAGGAAGUUCACUAAAUGCCAUGUAAAUGGUAAAAUAGAAAGCUGCCAGCUGUCUGUUGAAUUUCCCAGGCUGAAAGAGCAUAGGCAGAUGUUACUAGGUUUUCUGAAAAUGAAGAAACUUGUACAAAAUUGCUUUAGCUCAUUUGGUUAUUUUUACAGCUGCAAACUCAUACCACGAGCACUUCCCUGAGUACGAGUAAUUCUUAACAGUUCUAAAACCAUCUGACCAUAAUAAACUCUUAAAAGAAUCGAAUGUAAUAUGUUUAGGAAAUCUGCUUGCCACUGCUAUUACUAUGUACUGCUCACAUUACAUCUUGCUCCUGCUUGCAACUCUAACCAAUCCCUGUUAUUCAGCUUAUGUGGUCUGAUGUAUAUUUUGUGUAUUAGUAAAGAAAAAGUAAUGAUUGAGUUCAUUUUCACAAACCAUAGUUUCUUUUCCUAUCCUGUGCAAGUGACUAUUCAAAAGACGCAUAGGACCGGAUUCUGCCACAGGAUACAUGUCCCAACUCCCAGGGAAGUCAAUGGGAAUUUAAGGUCAUAUCCAUUAGCUCAACUAGCUUUGCAAUCUGUGCCCCCCAUCUUCCUAACUAGAAAAGGGUCUUGUCAACUUUCUGUACAGUUAGCUUGUGAAUGUACUGGGUUCAGCCGCCACUCACCUCGUGCUCAGAAAUUACCAUGCAAGCCCAACUGGGACUAAAGUAAACAUUAAUAUAACCACCCGUUUGCUAAUCUUCAUAAAAGGACACAAAAUUGCAACCGCCAACGGUGGGCUUUGAAUUGGCCAUCCAAGAGUAAGAUAUACUUACUAGCUUUUCACUUGCUGGGUCUGGGCUUUUUAUAUUUUAAACUUCCAAAUGUAAGUAUUAUUAAAAUAAAAUAGUCAUCCAGUCAAUUUUAGAUUUCAAAUAAGUGGAAUAAAAUUAUAAAUUUUGUUUUUUUAUUAACCAGAUUUGUUUAUUUCACUGUACUGUAAAUAUGAGCUAAACAUAAAAGCAAUGAUGCAACUUUCAGGCCAGUAGUUUGGAAUGGAUAUUAAUUGAGUUGGUCUUUCUCUGACUCCAGUUUUGCUAGGCUAAAUAAAUGGCCUUACAGCCAUAUGUGUGCAGCACAACAGUGACACCCAGAGGCCAGGCAAUGUAACCAGAGCUCCUUUUCCUCAGAGUGGCAGUUUGAAUUUUGAUCAGACCUCAAUGAAAUUUUACCUUUGCAAAAGAAAAUUCUCAGAAGGUAUUAUUUGAUACUUAUAGCAUUUUAAACAGUUCCUUGUUUCUUUAGAAAUUCUUAUUAGCAUUAAUAGCCUCAGACAAUUCAAGCAGAUAUUCUGUAUAUGAAUGCACUCCAUUUCAUUGCAUAUAGUAUUUACUUGCCCCCUUGUAAAGCAUUUAAUGAAGAACCACCAACAAGCCACAACAGUGCAGCACAAGAGGCUUGAUCUUUAUCAAUUGGGGCCUUUUAGGCCUCUUUGCUAGCCUAAGUGGGUUUACUCUGAAAUCAUGGUCAAAACAAAGACUUAUGUUAAGUUUUCUACUUGUGAGUACUGUAUCCAGUUCAAAACCAACAGCUUACUUUAUUAAAAAUUUUACCAUUUUAUAAAAGACAUGUUUAAUUAUGAUGGAGAUGGCUGUAUUGUAAUUAAUAUUUUGAGAUAAUUGUGAUAUUGAGCUUAAAUUAUAUACAAAAAAGUCAUUUUUGUAUGUGUUAAAAAGAUUGCUAUAUUACAGAUGACUAACUGUACUUUUCAGUUUAAUUACAGUAUUGAUGUAAAUAAAGCUGAAUGAAGAAAUAUUUACUACUUUAUUAACAUAGAUUGUGAAUGUAUUUAAUGGUUUUGCAGUAUAAGGACUUACUGAACUUGAAAGCUGCUUCAUUUUAUGUGCAAAAAGGUACUUUAAAACUAUAUUUUAAAUCUAUUGAUUCAGUGAAAUCAAUUAUCUUGUUAGUUAAUUUGCACAUGCAAGUUGUAUCCUUCCAGUUUUAUUUUAUGUAUUGACACUAAUUGGUAAGGUGCAUAUUGUGUUUAGAAUGCAUUUUGCAGAUGCUUUCUGUACAUAAAAAAAUACAGGGACUAAAACAAUGCUGUGCAGUGUAUAGCAGAGCCAUUUUUCGGCUUUGGUGUACCAACUUUUUCAGUAUUUAAAAAGUGUUUUGAAUAACAUUAAAAAAAGUCUCUUUAUUGUACAAAUAAUAAAAAUGUCACAUUAUUGUAACAAACUUUUGUCAUCUUUUAAUAUAAGAAGGGAUAUCAAUUAUCCAAAGGUAAUUAAUUGUACUGCUGUGUUGUCUGGCUUAUGGAAAGAGUUGUUGGUCUCUAGCUAGUUCCUUUUAAACUGCUUGUUAAUCUGUUGUUUGAUUUAAUGAGGAAAAAGUAGUGAAGAUAAAGAUGCAGUUUUCAAAUCUUCACUAAAUAUUUAACCUGAGGGGAUAAUGCUUGAGACUCUGCCAUUAGUUUUAAUUGACACAGUUAGUUUAAAAAGUUCAGAUUAAAAAAAACCAAACCCAUACCAAAACUUGCCUGUAUUCUCCUCUCAUUAAACAAGUGUUUGAGUAUUCUUCUGGUGAGGCAUCAUACAGUAGAACCUCAGAGUUAUGAACUGCCCAGUCAACCACACACCUCAUUUGGAAUUGGAAGUAUGCAAUCAGGCAGCAGUAGAGACAAAAAAAAAAAAAAAAAGCAAAUACAGCACACUAGUGUGUUAAAUGUAAACUAUUAAAAUAAUUAUGGGAAAGUUUAAAAAAAAAGAGUUGAAACUGGUUUUGUGCUUGUUUCAUUUAAAUGAAGAUGGUUAAAAGCAGCAUUUUAUUUUUCUUCUGUAUAGUAAAAUUUCAAACUGUAUUAACUCAAUGGUUAGUGGUAAACUUUUGAAAGAACAACCAUAAUGUUUGUUCAGAGUUACGCACAACCUCCAUUUCCAAAGUGUUCGAAAAUCUGAGGUUCUACUGUAAAAUUAUCGCAACUGUAUGAAGAAAAGCUACAGCACCUGAAGGUCUAAAAUUCAGUGUCUGUAUAGAAUGUGCCUUGUAUAGAAGCUGGAAGAGUGCCUCAGUAAUCUAAAUGUUAGACUUGAUAUAGCUAUAAAAUGCUGGGUACCAUUCAUUCAAAUAGGGGCAACUUUGGCCUUCAACCAUUAGUCUUCCCACAUAAAUACAUUGCCAUUUGUUUUGGGGGUUGGGUUGUUUUUUUUUUUUAAUUUGGAUGGGGCGAUGUUUUAAAACAGUAACACUUCUACUCAAACGCCCAACCUCCUUGUCCUUUCCUAUUGCUAUGUAGUGUUAUGUGCCAGCUGUUUGCUGUCCUCCCUCUCCAGAGGGGUUACAUUUCAGUGCUGUUGCAUGUAUUGUGAUCAUUUAUGAUGAAAGGUGCUCAUUAAAUGUAAGACAUUAGGGAUGGGUGGAUUUAUUUUGUCUUAAUUUUGGACCCACUCAACCAUCAUUGGGAUGAAAGUUUAAUUGGAAUUGAUUUUUAAUUUUGCUGUUGGAUAGGAGAUGGGGAAGAGAGAAAGAGAAAAGUGUUGAAUGAAAGCAUAGUUUAUACACACCAUACAUAAUAUACAGGAUAUCCAUUUCAGCUGUCUUCUAAUGGCAUGAGCAGGGUGAAUGUGGCAAAAGGUGGCUUUUCUAUUCCUAAUAAUUAGCACAGGAUUCUCUUUACCUCAUUUUCUUUUAAGUUCAAUCAGGGAGGUGGGGAAAAUGGGCUGCAAUCCGAAGAAAAAGGCUUGGAAAAAUUACUUUUGCAAGCCAAGGUAGGUAGAGAUGUUCACCCAUUCCUAAUAUAUGUACUGUAGUUUAGUCUGUAAGAAUUAAAAGCCACCUGACUUUCAGUACAAUACUGAAUUCCCUUGAAAAUAUAGCCUUAAAAACGUGGCAGCUCUCAGUCUUCAAUACUGUUUGGAAGUGAAGUGUUCAAAGAACAGUCAAUGCAAACCACCAUGGGAUCAAUUUUGAUUUAGUCUACAAUUUGUUGCAUGUAAAAGCCUAAAAAAGAGCAAUGUAUAUACAUUUGCAUCGCAGUUCAGAUCUGACACACCCAUUCCCCCUACAAAUUUAUCACCAGUGUUGAUGCAUCUUAAGG